GGAUGGGACAACCCCCUCAAAAGUGGACAACUUGCACACAUGUCCUAUUGAAAUUGGAAGACAAUGCGGGUGCAGCUGACAGAGUCGAGUUUGUAAAGUGCAGCCCAGUCUUCCUUCCACACUGACAGCAGCUGGGAGUCAUUUCGUCUUCUUCACAUGGUCUCAAGGUUAAUGUUGCACGACACUUUUAGCACCCCGUCCGCCGCCGUGUUCUUAUCGUCGACCCACUCUCACGUCACCCCGACUGCUGACCGGUUGUUUCUCGAUCUCACACGGCAGCUGCGGUCGGUCCGUGCUCGCCUGUAGUACGGGUUUCUCCGUGGACAGGACUUCCGUGUAUUUUCAAUUGUUGUAUGCACACACGGACACAUUCUGAAGCAUAGAUUGUAAUCUUUUCAAGGUGAUUUCAGGGACGCAAGUUUAGUAAACUCAACCCAAGGGAACAAGAUGGCACUCAUCAAUCGCCGUGUAGUUCUGUGUCAGCGUCCAGGGGUGAAAGGAAAGCCAACAGUAGACAAUUUCCACACGGAAGAUUGUGAAUAUCCCACAGAUAUUGAAGAUGGACACCUCUUAGUCAAGACAUUAUUUCUCUCCGUCGAUCCAUACAUGAGAAUAUGUAUGAAUGCUGACACUGGCACGCAGCACUUACAUCCAUGGAAACUGGGUCACACCAUAUCGGGAGGAGGGGUCGGCAUUGUCACGGAGAGCAGAUGUGACACGUUUGUUGCCGGGGAUAUCGUAUACAAAGAUUUCAAUUGGCCAUGGCAACUUCACGCUUCGGUUCCAGCUGCUCAAACCAACAAGAUUGACACAUCCGUCACCAACAAUCACCAUUCAUUGGCGCUUGGCGCCCUUGGCAUGCCUGGAUUAACAUCACUAAUCGGAAUCAGGGAGAGGGCCCAGCUCAAGGCAGGGACCAAUCAGACGUUUGUCGUCAGUGCGGCUGCAGGGGCGUGUGGGUCACUAGCGGGUCAAAUUGCAAGGUUAGAUGGAUGUGGUACAGUCGUAGGCAUAUGUGGUACAGAAGGAAAGUGUAGGUUUCUAAUCGAUGACCUUGGAUUUGACGCAGCAAUAAACUACAAAACAGAUGACAUUGCGGCCAGGCUAAGGGAGUGCUGUCCAGCUGGUAUAGAUGUCUACUUUGAUAAUGUUGGUGGUGAAAUCAGCAAUCACGUCAUUAGGCAGAUGAACGAUGACAGUCGUAUCGUUCCUUGCGGCCAAAUCUCACAGUACAGCAUCGACAUCAGGUGUCCUCUUGAAAAAAGCAUCCGGGAUAUUCUUAAGAAUAGACGGAUCGACAGAGAAGUCUUUGCAUCUUAUAACUACAAUAGCCUCUUCAAAGAGGGGAUAGCUCAACUUGCCAAAUGGGUUCAAGAAGGAAAACUUAAGACAAGAGAAACGGUGGUUGAGGGUCUUGAGAACUGUGGUGCUGCCUUUGUUGGAAUGAUGAACGGGAACAACAUAGGGAAGCAGGUAGUUCAUGUCGCCAACCCUUGAGGAGGUGGUCAUCUCGGAGCAAGUUGGUCUGCCGACCGAUGUGUACAAGCCUAACAUGACCGGUUGGUUCAAGGCAGAGUGUGGUAGCAGCUACUUGACUAGACUCAUCUAAACCAACUUCUUCUUGCCAGGAAUCAAGUUCAAGCAUCAGUAGCCGUUAUGGUUGGCAGGCAAACUUUCUCAACGUCAAGGACUCAAGGUAAUGGGUUAUUUUAUGGCUUAACUGACAAGCUUGUUUUUUUGUUCUCAAGCUAUAGCAAUUGCAUUCUGAUAUCUAUCCUCAGGUAUCAUGUGAUGAUUUUAAAAUUACACUUGGAUCGUGUAUGUAUAAAUUAUGAAUUAAGAAAAUGUCAUUGGUGUAUUGAAUGUGCAACGUAUAAUGCGGGCGUAAAAAGAUAUUCACAAAAAGUCGGCAUGAUGAUGUGCCAAUUUUAGGGGCCAAAUUUCUAUGUACAAGUUUUGUCUGGGCAUUUGUAGAACAAAUAUACUCGCUUGAACCAUAAGAUGGCAUACAUGGUGUAUUUGGUCAAAUUUACUCGUAUUUUUGUAGAAAAAUCAAGUAUAAUCAUGUGAUAUAAAUGAAAUAAUUAGAGACAUGCUAUUUUUAUGGUGUUUUAUUGAAACAAUAUAAAAGUUUUUAUACGAUAUGGAAGCAAUAAAUUUGAAGCAUUUGAAUCAAAUUCUGAUCGGAAAGUUGAAAGAUGUGGAAUAGAAUAAUGACAUGAGUUGACAUUUGCCUUUGAAAAUAAUAAGUUGUAUGUAAGAAAGUGUUCCUUAAGAAGGAAUCACCAGACCUCAAAUGGACAUUAUUGUGUCAAUUAUGUCGGGUGAAUUGGUUCAACACAGUAUUUUAAUUUAAUCUGAAUAAUCCAUAGAACUUAUUUCAGUGUUAAAUAGACGUCAUAAGCUUACAAUUUAAAAACAACUAAAAAUAUCUCUGCAUUGUGUAUAGAUUCUACAACAUUCUCAAAAUGCAAUCUAAUUGUGAAGAGAUGUUAUUUCUUACGGUUCUUACUUGCCAGUUUUACAUAAUCAUGGUGGUAAAAACAGGAUGUAUAUAUCCACAUUGUUUAAUAAUUCAGUCUAUAACCAUCUGUACAGUAAUUUGUUUGUAUUCAAUACAUCUCGAGAGAAUCCUGAACGUUAGAAAAUAUUUUUGAACUGUUCCUGGUGUGUAUUCUAAAUAUUUUGUUUAAAGGCAGUGGACACUAUUGUUUAUUACUCAAAAUAAUUAUUACCAUAAAAAUAUACUUGGUAGUACGAUUGAUAGUAAUUUGAUUUCGAGACCUCAGUCUUAGAAUUUGAGGUCUCGAAAUCAAGCAUCUGAAAGCACACAACUUCGUG
Asterias rubens (European starfish) is the source of this 2841-nucleotide messenger RNA. Its product is annotated as prostaglandin reductase 2-like. Lineage: Eukaryota; Metazoa; Echinodermata; Asteroidea; Forcipulatida; Asteriidae. Gene Ontology annotation, biological process: prostaglandin metabolic process. Gene Ontology annotation, molecular function: 15-oxoprostaglandin 13-reductase [NAD(P)+] activity. Bases 448 to 1497 code for a protein of 349 amino acids. The record is from RefSeq and is a predicted model, not a curated record. The transcript is spliced from 8 exons.